GGUUUGUUACGGAUUCGGCGAUAAAACUAAUUCUUAUUUAAUCGUAUUGUUAUUAAUAAAAAGUGUGAUUUAUGCUUACAACCCCGUGUAGUUUAAGUAAUCGCUUCAAAUCUGGAUGACAAUACAAUGAUCGCGGCAUCUGAACCGUUGGAGUUUGUGCCGCAUGGUCGGACCGUGCUAGCAAAGCAUCCGGAACAAAUCUAUGGGAAGGCCAACUCCUCGACUUCGGAGAACUCGCUGCUGUAUAAGUUGACCAACUUCGCCAUAAAAGAUGAAAGCUUACUCGAGACUAAGGAGGAGCAGGAAUGGUGGAGUGUCCGGGAGAUGUAUUAUAAUGCUAAGAAUGAUUUCGAAGAAGACCCACAGAGCCCCAAAGACCCCAAAGAAGAGGGUAUGUCGGACUCAUUCCAACCGACAAGCCGUCUCAAACAAGACUUCAACUUAUCCAUCAAGUCAGAAAUGUCCGGUGUGAAACGGAUGGAUACGGAAUCGGCCCCGGGCCCGUCUAGAGCUAGCAGUGCGAAUAGCUCAAGUAAUAUCUCGAGAAGAUUUAAGCUGGAUAAUGGCCACGGUGCUCCGAGAAAGAAGAAGUUUAAUCCGAAGACUGAUUGUUGUUAUGAGGAGGAGUUGUAUGUUAAGGGGUGUACAGCAGUGUGGUCCAAAGGUCUAAUAUCCACACCGGCCACCAAACUCUCCUCCGCAGAGCACAGGGAAACCAUCGCCUGUUACACCAUAGACAAUCCGAUCCAACACGCCACCUUCGCCGACUUCCACGUCGCCAUAAACAACACCAUGCUCCUAGACGCUCUCAACUCACAGAUCGGAGACGUUAAAAAAAAUAUCAAGAUCGAAGACUCCACAGCGCAUCUCACUACAACCGUCAUGCCUUCGAUUUUACUAAUAGACAAUAAGUGUUUAAGAGUAUAUGCCACGGAUGGAAGAGAAUAUAUGUCUAAUAUUCCCUUUCAAGUGAAAAAAGUGUGGCCGAUGAAAUAUGGAGUGCUUUUCGAGAAAGAAGCGACACAGUUAAUGCAAAACUCAAUGCUGCCAACGUCCUUUUCAAAACUAAACGAGUCUUAUAACAGUACGUUUUCCAAAUCGAAAACUUUUGGGAAUAUGAGCGCGAAGCUAAGACAAGAAUCGAUUUCAGGCUACGAUCACGACGUGCCUUUACCUACUUGCUUUUCACUAAGCCAUCCUUUAGAUGAAGUCUGCCCUAUAUUAAUUAAAUCGCCAUCUCACGGCCUACAGUAUUACAACGAUGGCGAUUUGCAGAUAAUCUUCGUGAGCGCAAACCCAAGUAUAAUCUUACUAUACGACUGUAAACUAGCAACGCAUUCUUUAUGGAAAAUUCGGAAAACAACAAGAGACGAAUGCUUAUCAAUGUGUCCGAAUUUGAAUUCAACUACAACAGUUUUCAGCCAAUCGGUUGACUUUGGAAGCCCGAUGCAUAGUAACAUAGGUCGGAACACAACGAAUCCUUUAACAGGCAGUCCGUUCCAUUCGAAACGCCUCGGUACACCGUCCAAAUCGAGACUGGAAAGCCCGUUAGCAAAUGUGUUUCACCAGCAAGGUCUAUCGCCUCACCAUUCUAUCGGACAGGCAUCUUCUACAUCCAUGAUGGCGAACAACGUUCAAACACCACCGACUUUGCCUUUAUAUCCGGAUAUCUGCCUCGAUCACAUCUGGACCGACACCCAGACUAUCCGGAGAGAUCCUAUAGAAAACGCAACGGAUAUGAAUACGUUUUUACAUACAGAUUUAAUAGGGCAUGAAUAUUUAUGUUUCAUGGUAAAAGUAGCGGGUGUGAGUAAACUACAGAUACUGAGGCUUCAAAAAAGCCAUUCACACGGACAGUUGUGUAAAACCAAUCUGAUUGUGGGCACGAUCUCGACAGUUUUGGCGAAAGAUGCUGUUGUGUUGGACCAUUUGAACAUGAUUGCUUUGAUAGAUGAAUCGGGGAAUAUUAUUUUGCAAAGCGGGAAUCAUGUUGUUGGGAAGGUCCAUGUAGGCGGUGUUCUAGCGCGCCUAAUAGAUUCGCCAUACACAAAACGUACAGCAUUCCAAUCGCCGUUCCCUAGGCGAAGCAGCUUGCUACCAUCACGUUGUAACGAAACCUUUGACGACUCGGCGCUACAUUUGUUGUCGCCUGUACCCCAUGUGUCCGCGUCUAGAGUGGAGAAAGAGACUCUGGGCCUAAAAGGUAUAACGGACGCGUGCGGUGCCCGAGCGACUCUAGUAUUUGACAACGGUUCGAUGUACCGUAUCUCCCUACCUGUGGUCGCCUGUUCUAGACUGUUGGAAUACUGUCUAUGCGCGUUGCAGGCUUUACUGCCCAACGAUAUCACUAUACAAGUGAUUAUAAAAUGGUACGGCGUCCGAAACGCGCCUGGCACACAAGACCUGACCCCGCCACAAGAGUGGUCCAUGUUUUCCAACCUAUUACUCUCCCUCAUCGGCUACGACGUCGAAAAUCUCUCCCAGUCACACUGCGACGAACCAGAGCAAGAGGUCGCCACCAAAAAACAAAGGACCUCGAGCGACGGAACCACAGAAGACUGGGAAUACCUUCUGAAUUCAAAACUACACAAAGCCGUUGGCAAUUCGCUGUCCGCCAUCUUGAAUAUGACUCUGCCUUCAGGAGAUUCUAAAAGACGAUUAAAAAAGAAAGAAACUGAAAAGCAAGCGCAGUUUAACACAAACGCGCUCCUAUUCCCAUAUACUUUACAAGUAUUAUACGCGUUUCACUUAAUAUAUGAAGAAAUAAAGUUAAACACUUUAUUAUUCAGUGAUUUAAAGCCUUUAUCGGCAUUUUUAUACCAAAUAGCUAAAGAUCUACGUCUAGAUGGAUACGUAAAUCAUUAUUGGCUAGAUUUUCCUACGGAUUUCAGUAUAGAUUACAAUAUUGGUGACUCGCAGAUGGCGGAGAGUGUUUUUACGAAGUUGUCUCAGCCUAAUUAUUUUAAUAGUGAGCCGCCGAGCAUAUUCAGCUAUUUGAACUCGAUGAUGAAGGAUGUGGAUGUCGGAUAUUAUCCGUAUUUGACGGAUGUUAAUGAGAUGUCUAAGGAUCUUAUUGAGAUAUUAUCAAUAGUCGGCAACGGGCGAAAUUGCGGCGUCCAAACAAUAUCAAGACGAGACAGUAUGGCGGCCAGCACACCUCGCUCGCGCCGUGGAAACACACAUUAUCAAGCAGUACUCGCCAUGGUCGAAAGAGGUUUAACCCCCCGAGACCUGGACAACCUCCCCCCCGCGCUGGCCCUAGCACUACUGAGCGUGUGCGCGCGCUGCAAGGCCGCGCCGCCAGCCGCGUGGCCGCCGCCCGCGUGCGCGCUGGCCAUGAGGGAGGACUUGGCUAGGGAGGAGGACUUGGCUAGGGAGCUCAAACACAAGCACGAAUAUAUGGAGUCACUCGCCCUCGAGGUACUGGAGAAAGAGACGGCAUACUCUCUAAACAGUGUACCCUCAGAGGAACCUCAGUUGAAGAACGAAGACAGCGACACCAACACCGGCAUGGAGCAUCUUAACACUAAGCUCCUUAGCCUGCUGUAUCCUAGGGACCAUAGAAUGGCUGAGGUAUUCAACCUCCUUCAGUCCUCUAUACCCGUGACCAUCGACCUGACGCAGCGCCCAGAGGUGUCAGACCACGACUUUAUCGAGGAACAGGAGAAGCAUCUAUUCGCCAUCAGCACAAGGACUAUGGCGCUGCCUGUUGCCAGAGGCAUGUUAACCCUCCGCAGCCUGCCCUGCGCGCCAACAGAGCCGCUAACCCUCCCCGCGCUGUGCGUGUCCGGCCGCGCGCCGCCGCCGCGCGCCGCCACCAUCGCCGGCGCCGACCCCGGCCCGCACACGCUGCUGUGGCCGAGCUUCCAUAAUGGCGUCGCGGCCGGCCUAGCACUGGUGCCUAUGACUGGAACUAGCAUCGACUCUAGUUGGGUCGUGUAUAAUAAACCUAGGGGCACACAGGAAAUGUCAACCGAACACGCGGGCUUCCUGAUGGCGUUAGGAUUGAACGGGCACCUCAAAGAUAUGCCCUUCAUGAACAUGUAUGAAUACCUUGUUCGCUGCAAUGAAAUGAUUAGUGUGGGACUGCUUUUAGGCAUAGCCGCUACAUAUAGAGGUACCAUGGACCUCCAAGCCACGAAAAUGAUGAGCAUCCAUCUUGAAGCCUUAUUGCCUCCAACGCACGUGGAAUUAGAUAUACAACACGGAAUAUUAGUAUCUGCAUUACUAGGACUGGGUCUAGUGUACCAAGGAACCCAACAUGCACAUUUGGCGCAAGUGCUGUUAAUGGAAAUUGGCAAGCCACCCGGCCCUGAGCCAGAAUCGUGCGCCGAACGUGAAGGUUACGCCCUGGCCGCCGGUCUAGCCCUAGGGCUAGUCUGCGUACGCGCCGGCAAAGACGCGCAACCACAACACGCCACAGCUCUGAGAACGUACAUGCUCGGCGGGGAGAGGGUUAGCAAGCCAGGCGCCCAACGCGACAAAUUCAAACAAAGCUCGUCGAUCCGGUCCGGGUCUGGCGUGAACCUGGACGUGACGUCACCCGGCGCCACGCUAGCGCUCGGCCUCAUCUACCUGCGCUCCAACAACGAGGCCAUCGCCGGCUGGCUGGCCCCGCCCACCACUGCCUACCUGCUCGACUUCGUACGCCCCGAUCUACUCAUGCUGAGAAUCAUCGCUAGGGGCCUAAUAAUGUGGGACAGCAUAGAAGCCAGCGAGGAGUGGAUCGAGAACCAGGUGCCUUCCACCAUCAGGCCUUACUGCUUCGUCAAGCCCACCGAUGAGAACAUCGACUAUGAAGCCAUGAACCAAGCAUACUGCAACAUCGUAGCCGGCGCGUGCUUCGCGCUCGGCCUCCGUUUCGCCGGAUCCGGCGAUAAGGACGCCAGAGACGCCACAUUACACUACACCAGGCUUCUCCUCACGGUCCGGGGCAAGAGUAUAGCGGAGCUGGCUGGACGGUCUACGUUGGAAGCGUGUCUGUGCGUCUGUCUUCUGUCCGCGGGAAUGAUAAUGGCGGGUCGGGGUGACAUCGCGGUGCUGCGCUACUGCCGGCGCCUGCGCGCGCGCGUGCCCGCGCCUCCCCCCGCCGCGCAGCAGCCCGCCGCGCCCGCGCCCGCGCUCACGCACGGCGGACAGAUGGCAGUCCACUGCACAAUAGGCCUGUUGUUCUUGGGGGGAGGCCGGGGCACGUUGAGUACUGCACCGGAGGCCAUCGGCGCACUCGUGGCCGCGUUCUUCCCCAAGUUCCCCACUCACAGUGAAGACAACAGAUAUCACCUGCAAGCGUUCAGGCACCUCUACGUGUUGGCCGUGGAGCCCCGUCUCAUUUUACCUCGAGACCUGAGCACAGGGAAACUAUGCUACGCCCAUAUACAGCUCAUCGAUCUCAAAGGCGCCGUUCGCGAAAUGAAGGCGCCCUGCAUCAUACCUGAACUAGACACACUGAGGGAGGUCAGGGUGAAUGACCCCCGAUACUGGCCGAUAACAUUCCAGCGAGAUCGCAAUUGGGACCAGUUGAAAACACUCCUAGAAUACACGUGGUGCAUCGACAUAAAACAGCGAGCUGGUUGCCUCUCCUACCUGGACGACCCGCACGGGUUCCUCUCCAUCCUGGCGCAGACCCUGACCCUGGACAACACCAACAUCUGGUCCGUCACGCCGGAGAAUAUUGAACUCUUCACCAAUGAUGAUAAGGUCCGCAACUUCGUAAAGCACUACCUCUCCAAAGACAGUACGUCGUCCAUCUGUGCAGACUGUCUGCUCAUACAGAAGAAACGGAAAGGAUUGAAGAACGAAAGCUUUUUGCCGAAGCAGUGCAUCUGUAGGACUUACAGCCGCGAGGAGCGCGAAUAUGUCCAAAGUCUCAGCAUGGUGACGUACGAGUGUGUUGUGAAAGACAUACUCUGCGCACUGCCAAUAUGGACCACAUUCUUGAAGAUAAUAAAAACAAUGAAAUCCGAUCCCUCCACCUACCACAUCUGGCAAGUAAAGCUGCUAUUGUCCCAAAUAGAAGCCCACAACAAGCGAGCCCUCAACGACAUGAAGAUCGACGGCCAAGACCAAAACGAACCCCUAAUGUCCAGCGAAUUCACCUUGGCCAUCAAACAGAAAGUCGCACACAUCUUUGACAGCUGGGAACACAAAAUAACACCAUACCUAAAGAAGUACCUAGGUCUACCUAGUACUAGAAAGAUAUCGAAUACGGAUGAUGACAUGAAAAAGAUUCUAUGCGCGUUUUUGAUAUUUCACGAUUUGCCGCGGAACGUGUUGAAAGGGGCGGAUUGUGAGUUGGAGGGAGUUAUGGUAAUGGAGGGGUUGAGUUUGAGUGUUGAGGCGGUUUAUAAGAUUGAGUCGAUGUUGAGAUGAUUUAAUGUUACAAGAUGUAACUUGGACU
This is a messenger RNA of Cydia amplana, 6397 nucleotides long. RefSeq names its product anaphase-promoting complex subunit 1 (gene shtd). The record is from RefSeq and is a predicted model, not a curated record. Gene Ontology annotation, cellular component: anaphase-promoting complex. Gene Ontology annotation, biological process: metaphase/anaphase transition of mitotic cell cycle; protein K11-linked ubiquitination; anaphase-promoting complex-dependent catabolic process. The transcript has 27 exons. Lineage: Eukaryota; Metazoa; Arthropoda; Insecta; Lepidoptera; Tortricidae. The coding region runs from base 127 to 6369 and encodes 2080 amino acids. Gene Ontology annotation, molecular function: molecular adaptor activity.